Molecule: messenger RNA, 933 nt
Organism: Moneuplotes crassus
Lineage: Eukaryota; Ciliophora; Spirotrichea; Euplotida; Euplotidae
Source: the annotation of a GenBank genome assembly
AUGUUCGUAAAGAACGUGCAUUACGCUCUUUGGUCCUUCUGCUUUAUCAUAUUCCUGAUUCUGAUUGCAGCGAUGAUUUGCCUCUGCAGGAUCCGUAAAUCAAAAUCGGGCUCAAAAGUUACAGGAGCGUUUUUAUAUAACCUCCUGUUUCUACAAAUGAUAUGGAUGUUUGGAGCAAUUGGGUCAAUGUCUGGAAAUGAAUAUCCUUGGCAACCUUCUCUUCAAGAUGGCUGGGAGCCAGGGGAUAGGUUAUUCAUCAUGUUUUUAGCUAUUGUCGAGUUUAUCACUGUAAUAUUUAAUCUGAUUCCUUACUACCAAACCUUUAAAAUAAUAAAGGAAGGAAACCCAGAUACUAUUGUACCUUGCACAUCAACUAUUCCGAUCGUAAGAUUUAUAAAGAAUAUUCUUUUCUGAUUGAUGUUUUUCACAUAUCUUGGAGGUGCAGGAUGGGCUAGCGCUAAAUUCAUGCAAGAGAAAAUCUCUUCUGAUGAAUAUUUUGAGAUUAUGUCUUGGGCUAAUAUUGUAGGCUCAUUAAUAGGCCCAAUUUUGGUCAUCUUCUACACUAUUUUAUUCUGUGGAAUCGGAAAUCUAAACGGAAAGUUCAAAACUUCGUUCUUUAUGAUAUUAAUAGUAAACUUUGUUUGGACAGCUGCAAGACUAGCUCGAGGAAUCCAAGGACUUUCAAACCCAGAUCUACUUCAUGAUCUCGUAUCCGAACAGAGUACAAGCACACUUGUUGAAAGGUCUAUAAUUUAUUUCGUGACCACAAUUAUGCCAUACAUCUCCUUAGUAACCCCUCUGAUAUACUCCUCCUUCUUCCUGUACAAAUCCAAAAAUGAGAACAAGCAUGAUGCGUUGCUCCCUUACAACCAAGGGGAUACCAAUGAUUCGUCAAGUCCUUUGGCUGGCCAAAUACCUAAUCAGUUCCAAUAA